AUAGAGUCAGACAGUGUGUGUGUGUGUUUGAGCCUUUGAGGUUUGACAGUUAAAAGUUUGGCUCACGGCAUAAUUACAGUCGAUAGUAGUUGCAUAAGAUUACUGCGAUUACUAAAUACCAAUAAUAAUAUUUGGGUUGUGACUUCUCCCGGAUAUGGUUGUUUGAUUUUCAUCAUCAAGCCUAAAUUGAUAUUAUUGGAAUGUCUAGUCCACGUUCAUCAACUUCGUCGAAUCCACCAGAGAACGGAGCUUCUCUUAUUCCCAAUGAACGUGUGCCUUCUCGAUCAAAUACAAACCCUGCUUUACAAGAGCGACAGCAAAUACCCAGAGAACUAAGCCGAAAUCCAGUUGAUCAAGAUGAGCUUGAAGAUGAAGAAGAGUUAAAAUAUGGAGCAGCCCAUGUAAUUAAACUCUUUGUCCCUGUUUCGCUAUGCAUGAUGGUUGUGGUGGCCACAAUAAGCUCAGUCACAUACUACACGCAAAAAGGAAUUUAUUUAGUUUAUACACCAUUCCAUGAAGAUAGUCCUGACACUGGAACCAAAGUGUGGAAUGCUGUUGCUAAUGCAGCCAUUCUUUUGGGUGUCAUUGUAGUGAUGACAGUUUUUUUAAUUAUGUUGUAUAAAUAUCGCUGCUAUAAAAUUAUUCAUGGAUGGUUGAUAAUGUCCUCGCUGAUGCUGCUGUUCAUAUUUGCAUACCUUUACCUUGGGGAGGUUUUGAGAACAUACAAUAUUCCAUUAGACUAUAUUUCACUACUCUUCAUCAUGUGGAAUUUUGGAGUUGUUGGAAUGAUUGCAAUUCAUUGGAAAGCCCCUCUUCAUUUACAGCAAGCCUACUUGAUCUUUGUUGCUGCACUCAUGGCAUUAGUUUUUAUCAAAUAUCUCCCUGAAUGGACUACAUGGGUUGUUCUGGGUGUGAUUUCCAUUUGGGACUUGGUAGCAGUUCUCUCCCCUCGUGGACCUUUACGGAUUUUGGUGGAGACGGCACAGUCUAGGAAUGAGCCACUUUUCCCUGCUCUUAUUUAUUCUUCUACGGUCGCAUACAUGGCUGUAAUGGCCACAGACCAGUCAUCAACAAGCAAUUCCACUAGCAAUAAUGAAACUGCUGCCAAUGGACCAAGGAGCCCUACAGACGGUGGCUUCACACCCGCCUGGAGUCAGGAGGCCGAGCAGAGAACUGAAGCAAGGAGACAUAGAGUUCAAGCCGCGGCCACAGAGGCUCCUAGAGCUGCACCUCAACCCCAACCAGUUACAGAAGAAAUUGAUGAUGAUGAGGAAGAAAGAGGCAUAAAGCUUGGAUUAGGUGAUUUUAUUUUCUACAGCGUCUUGGUUGGAAAGGCCUCUUCAUAUGGAGAUUGGAACACUACAAUUGCCUGCUUUGUUGCAAUCCUGAUUGGAUUGUGUCUGACUCUGCUGCUACUGGCAAUCUUCCGUAAAGCCCUUCCUGCUUUGCCUAUUUCUAUUACAUUUGGGCUGGUGUUCUAUUUCGCCACAAGUAAGCUUGUAGCCCCAUUUGCUGAUUCACUUACUGCCCAACAGGUUUUUAUUUGAUCACUUGUAUUUAAGCCUAAGCUUUUUUUUGUCCAACAAAUUGAACUCAAUUAAUUGUAAUGUUUUAACUAACAUGAAAAAUAAAAAGAUCUUGAAUAAG
Molecule: messenger RNA, 1647 nt
Organism: Daphnia pulicaria
Lineage: Eukaryota; Metazoa; Arthropoda; Branchiopoda; Diplostraca; Daphniidae
Gene: Psn
Product: presenilin-1-like
Exons: 7
Coding region: 201-1547 (448 amino acids)
Biological process (GO): negative regulation of apoptotic process; amyloid-beta metabolic process; protein processing
Cellular component (GO): mitochondrial inner membrane; neuromuscular junction; perinuclear region of cytoplasm
Molecular function (GO): aspartic endopeptidase activity, intramembrane cleaving
Source: RefSeq, a predicted model, not a curated record